Molecule: messenger RNA, 553 nt
Organism: Microdochium trichocladiopsis
Lineage: Eukaryota; Fungi; Ascomycota; Sordariomycetes; Xylariales; Microdochiaceae
Exons: 1
Coding region: 48-422 (124 amino acids)
Source: RefSeq, a predicted model, not a curated record
GAAAACUGCACCCAUUUUCGCACGGUUUUCUAGGCUGAGGCCGCUGCAUGUCUUUGCACCUGUCACUCUUGAUUGGAUUGCUUGGAACUAGCCGUCAAUCACAUCUGUCGCGAGCGUCGCCCGAGCUGUUCUCACGGAGAAAGUCAUCUCGGGUGCUCAAAGGCGCUUCUGACGCGGGAAGCAAGCGCUAUAUCGACAAUGUUCUUAUUCGGCAGCAUCUCGACACCCAAACAAUCGCUGAUACAGACAGCCUUAACUUCAUCAAUAGGCACAACACAAACAAAGCGGGUUUCCCGGCUUUAAACGCAGAACAAUUAUCGUCUGAAACCCUGUUGUGGGGUUUGAGCUGUUCGCAACGUCAGACGGCGCCCACUCGCCCACCGUGGUAUUUCCGUUCUUGUUUGUCCAACAACGGUUGUUGAGCUUACUCGCCGCAUUGCAUCUUGCUCCCCCGAAACUCGGCGGAAUAGUCAAAGCUCAUAUAAUAUUCCCGCAAAUAAAGGGCCACCACAGAGCACCGGUUCGUCCUUUUGACAGGCCAGAGCAUCCUGGG